Messenger RNA from Hemibagrus wyckioides, 4668 nucleotides. RefSeq names its product spliceosome associated factor 3, U4/U6 recycling protein (gene sart3). Gene Ontology annotation, molecular function: RNA binding; protein binding. The record is from RefSeq and is a predicted model, not a curated record. Gene Ontology annotation, biological process: RNA processing. The coding region runs from base 240 to 3068 and encodes 942 amino acids. The transcript is spliced from 19 exons. NCBI's taxonomy places the organism in Eukaryota, Metazoa, Chordata, Actinopteri, Siluriformes, Bagridae.
GACUCCCAGCGCUGUUUAAACCAUCGCUCCACAGUUAUCACAUCAGUGUUUAACACUUUCUCUGGCAGAAUGUUAGCGAUUCAUGACUAUCCUACGCUAUUUUCCCUUUCAUAAAGUAGACAUUUCAUGACAUAGGCUCAGGAAAAAAACAAGCGCGGGUCUGGUUUUUAUACGUACCUCAUUGGAUCAGGCUGCAGCUCGGGCACGCGCAUCCUGUUACCAGGCAGACCCUCAUAAACAUGGCGGCGACUGGGAACGAAGCUGAGACGCUCUUAGCUGAUAUCAAGGAGGAGGAAGAAGAGGCCGAGGAGAUGGAGAGAGAAAUGGAGUCGGGAGAAGAAGAGGCAAUGGGCGUCGAGAAUUCCGAAGACGAAGAUGACGACGACACGUCGGAGGACGAGCGAGAAAAUGAAGCAGAAAUCCAGCGCUUGGAGGAGCAACUUUCGAUCAAUGCUUUUGAUUAUAAUUGCCAUGUGGACCUGAUCAAGCUGCUGAGGCAGGAAGGGAAGCUGUACAGACUGCGCAAGGCCAGGCAGAAGAUGAGCGAACUCUUCCCACUUACUGAAGAGAUCUGGCUGGACUGGCUGAAGGACGAAAUCGGGCUGAUUGAGGGCGACGAGGCGGAGCGCGAGAAGAUCUACGAGCUCUUUGAGAAAGCUGCAAAAGACUACAUCUGUCCUGAUAUCUGGUUGGAGUACGCUCAGUAUUCUAUAGGCGGCAUGGGGGCUGCAGGAGGCAUCGACCGGGUGCGCACCAUCUUCGAGAGGGCACUGACUGCUGUGGGCUUGCACAUGACAAAAGGAGCAGCACUCUGGGAGGCCUUCCGGGAGUUUGAGAUGGCCAUCCUCUCCACCCUCCAGCCUCCUCCUGGCAGUAUCUCGAGUCCUGAGCAACAGGAGCAGCUGAACGUGCAGCUCGAACGAGUCCACACUCUCUUCAGAAGGCAGCUUGCCAUACCUCUAAUGGAUAUGGAGAGCACAUACACCGAGUACUCCGAUUGGGCGGGUGAGGGUGUGCCAGAGACGGUCACGCAGCACUACAAGCGAGCUCUACAGCAGCUGGAGACUCGCAGGCCUUAUGAAGAGGCUCUGUUGGUGUCUGAGCCGCCGAAGCUGGCAGAGUACCAGAGUUACAUUGAGUACGAGAUGAAGGAGGGAGACCCUGCUCGAGUUCAGAUCAUAUUUGAGAGAGCGCUGGGGGAGAAUUGUUUAGUUCCAGACCUUUGGGCUAAAUACACUACUUAUCUGGAUCGACAGUUGAAGAUCAAAGACCUGGUGUUGUCCUGUCACGAAAGGGCAGUCCGGAACUGCCCCUGGACGAUGGGCUUGUGGAAAAGCUACCUGUUGGCUCUGGAGAGACACUGUGCAGAGCAUCACAUAAUCUCUGAUGUAUUCGAAAAGGCACUUAAUGCUGGUUUCAUACAAGCCACAGAUUACGUGGAGAUCUGGCAGUCGUACCUGGAUUACCUGCGGAGACGUGUCGAUUUUAACAAAGAAGGGAGCAGAGAGCUAGAGGAGCUGCGGGCAGCUUUCACACGCGCUCUCGACUACCUGAAGCAAGACGUGGAGGAACGGUUUACAGAGAGUGGUGAUCUGACUUGUACAAUAAUGCAAAUCUGGGCCAGGAUAGAGGCUUUGCACUGUAAGAAUAUGCAGAAAGCACGAGAACUGUGGGACAGCAUCAUGACGAAAGGGAACGCUAAGUACGCCAACAUGUGGCUCGAGUACUACAAUCUGGAGAGGUCUUAUGGAGAUGCUGCACAUUGUAGGAAGGCUCUUCACCGAGCAGUGCAGUGCACGUCAGAUUAUCCAGAGCACGUGUGUGAAGUUCUUCUCACAUUCGAGAGGGUUGAAGGUUCGCUGGAGGACUGGGAUGCUGCUGUACAGAAGACCGAGUCUAGACUGAAUCGAGUGAAUGAGCAGAGAGUGAAGGCAGCAGAGAAAGAGGCCCUGCUGGUCCGGCAAGAAGAAGAGCGAACCGAACAGCGUCGCAAAGCCAAGGCCGACAAGAAAGCACAGAAAAAGAGCCACAAAACGAACAGGACAGGAGACAAAAGGAAGGCAGAAGACGUGGAUGAUGACGAAUGGGGAGAAGAGACUGAGCGCAAGAGGCAUAGAGGUGAGGAGGAUGCAUCUGAGGAGCAGAUGGAGACAGAAAGUGGGCUGUUUGGGCGCCGUGCUCCUCCACAACACAGAGCAGAGCCUCCAGCCGCCCGGAAAAACCAGCAGGUGGUGACAGAAAUAAAAAAUACAACGGCCAGAAUGCCAGAUGAUCGCAAUGACUCAAAAAGCGUAUUCGUCAGUAAUUUAGCCUUCAAUCUGGACGACCCAGAGGGCAAACUGAAGGCUGCAUUUGGGAGCUGUGGGACCGUCAUACAGGUGCGACCCGUGUUUACUCCAAAGGGCGGUUUCAGAGGAUACUGCUACGUGCAGUUUGAGGACGAGCUGGCCGCUCAAGAGGCCCUCAAGCUGGACAGACAGGAAGUGGAUGGACGUCCCAUGUUUGUGUCUCCCUGUGUAGACAAGAGCAAAAACCCUGACUUUAAGGUCUUCAAAUACAACACAUCAAUGGAGAAGCACAAAAUCUUUAUCUCGGGGUUGCCUUUCAACUGCACUACAGAGAAGCUGGAGGAGCUGUGUAAGGAGCACGGCACUGUCAAAGCCGUCCGCCUCGUCACCAACCGCUCCGGCAAACCCAAGGGCCUGGCCUACGUGGAGUUUGAGAACGAGGCGCAGGCGUCUCAGGCCGUGUUAAAGAUGGACAGGACCAAGCUGGAGAAUCACACGCUCUCUGUGGCCAUCAGUAAUCCGCCAGCCAGGAAGACAGAAUUCACAUCAGCGCUGGGAGGCAUGAUGCCUCGUCAGAAUCAGGGCACUCGUGGAAAAGGCCGUACACAGGUGUCUUUACUCCCUCGCUCUCUGCACCGUCAAAACACACCCCAGGCGAAAACGGAGAACGGCACCGCAGCCAAACAGCAGGAUGGCAUGAGCGACGGUGUGCAAGCUGAAAACCCCACAACAAAGCCCCUGUCCAAUGAGGAUUUUGCGAAGAUGCUCCUGAAAAAGUGAAGAAAAAAACCCCACCAACCCGUAAACUUGCCUUGUGUCAGAAGCCAUUCUGUGUCCUUAAUGCGAUAGAGAGGAAGAAAAGCAGCGCUUUACAUUAUUUUUCCUGUAAAUACACGACCCCAUCCAAGUUCUAUUAAAAAAAAAAGAAAAAAAAAAAAGGUUUUAACAAGAUGUCCUUCAAACGAGUGUUUCAUUUGUUUCUUGGGUUUGGAAGAAAUGAAAAUUGGGAUAUUUUCUUUUGUACAUGAUGUCAAAUAAUCCAUGUGACCCUUGUUGUUUUUAAAAUUAGGCAUAUGCAAGAUCUUAAUAUUUACUAUGGAAGUAUAGUGUGUUAUAAAUUAGAAACUGUAUGGUUUUUUUCAUGUACACUGCUUUGAUCAGGAAAGAGAAAAAACAAGAAAAAAAACGUGAUCAUUUGUUAAGCAUAAUUUAUUAGAACCCUGGGACGCUCAUUGAAAGCAGAAUUCAGGACUCAUUUUCUGGAUUCUGUAAUUAACGUGUUCACAGAUUAACUAGAUUAAAAAAGUAAGUAAGUAUUUAGUAGGAUCUCGUCAGCCGUUUUAUAUCCACUUUUGUUUUACUCUGGACUUCUUACCUGGUGGUAGUAGUAGUGUUUCGUUGCGCUCCUGGUGUUUUCACCCUGAAAACAUUUUUUUCUUUUUCGCACAAACCUCCGAGUUUGUCGUGUCCUGGAAGUCGAGGUCUGGUUUUAGGAUUAUAGCUACAGAUGGCUGACACGUUAGUUCUGCCUUACAUUGUCGGCGCAGUAUUGAGAAAUACGACUCUAGUGUUUAAGCGAGGCUAGCAUUUCUGUCGCAUUGCCAGACCGCACAAAUCCAGAACCUUGAUCCAGGCUCGAGUCCAUCGAGUUGUGGGGGGGUUUCGUUCUCGAUAGGUCUGGAUUUCCUUCCGUCUGGCUGUGACGUUGCCUUAGAUCGUUCCCUGUCUCUGUGGAACCGAACGUUUUAAGUGAUUAAGAAUCUAUGCAGCUGUUCAUUGCUAGAACCUUCCAUAUGAGUUCACCUAAAUAAUUCCCCCGUUCCCAUGGCCAUACUGUAUAUACGCCAUAACGUUUAGUAGAAGUCAUUUUGUCCAAAUGAAAAUGGAAGGCUCGAACCUUUAACUGAAUAUUUAUUAUGUGUGAUGUAUAUUAUUUUUAGAAUCCCCACCACCACCAUCGCCACCGGUCCCUUUUUACAGAGUGUUUGUUGAGCAUUCGACUCCCUCACCCGGGAGGCCGUAACAGUUUUGUACAGCGUUUGUAUAUUUUGAUCUGAAGGAAUAGUAGCUCUAAAUAUUUGCUUCUGAUCACCACAGUGGCCUAAAUAGUAACGAGAAAAGAACCGUGCUGUCGCAAUGUCUUGUUCAACUUGUCUGUAUCUUCAUUUCUUUGAAAAGUAUUGCUCUUAACACCCCUUCAUAUGCCCCCCUUACCUUUUUUUUUUUUUUUUAAAAUUCAGUCCAAAUAUAUUUACCUGAUACAUUUUCUGUAUCGUUAAAAAUUGUAUCACUGUAUUAUUUCCCCCCUCCAUAAUUCUUUUCCUUCGUUGUUUCCUCAAUUGUUUAUUAAGAACAAUUAAAACAUAUGUGGUCAUUUAAA